Molecule: messenger RNA, 3063 nt
Organism: Morchella sextelata
Lineage: Eukaryota; Fungi; Ascomycota; Pezizomycetes; Pezizales; Morchellaceae
Exons: 6
Coding region: 1-3063 (1020 amino acids)
Biological process (GO): peptidyl-threonine phosphorylation; actin filament organization; protein autophosphorylation
Cellular component (GO): cytoplasm
Molecular function (GO): protein serine/threonine kinase activity; ATP binding
Source: RefSeq, a predicted model, not a curated record
AUGGCUGCGCCGAGUUACGGUCAUCACCCUGCUCAGUAUCCGCAGACUUAUCAUGCUCCCUCGAUACCUGUCCCAAACGCCCCACCUGGGACCUUUCUUCCGGGAACGUUAAUAACAGUUGGCGCCCACAAGUGCACUAUAGAGCGGUAUUUAUCUGAAGGUGGUUUUGCUCAUGUUUACUUGGUCAAGCUUUCACGCCCAGUCGAUGGAUUGGAUGUGGCGGUUUUGAAGCGAGUCGCCGUUCCGGAUAAGGAGGCCCUUACGAGUAUGAGGACAGAAGUUGAGACAAUGAAACGGCUAAAAGGCCAUCGACACAUCGUUACAUAUAUCGACUCGCAUGCGUCUCAUUUGAAGGGUGGUGGAUAUGAGGUGUUUCUAUUGAUGGAAUUUUGCUCGGGAGGAGGUUUGAUCGACUUUAUGAAUACCAGGCUCCAGAAUCGACUCACGGAACCCGAGAUCCUUAAGAUUUUUGACGACGUAGCGGAAGGGGUCGCCUGCAUGCACUACCUUCAGCCUCCCCUUCUUCACCGAGAUUUAAAGGUCGAGAACGUUUUGAUAGGGUCACAUCGAGGGUACAAACUUUGUGAUUUUGGAUCAUGUGCUUCAGUAAAACCUGCCGCACAGACUGUUGUAGAAUGUCGACUGGUGGAAGAGGAUAUACAAAAACAUACGACACUCCAAUAUCGAUCACCGGAAAUGGUUGAUGUGUACCGAAAACUACCUAUUGACGAGAAGUCAGAUAUAUGGGCUUUGGGCGUCCUUUUAUACAAGCUUUGCUAUUAUACAACGCCUUUUGAGGAGCAAGGAACACUCGCUAUUUUGAAUGCCUCCUUCAAGUUUCCUUCGUAUCCUCCGUUCUCGGAUCGUAUAAAAAAACUUAUUGCAUGGAUGUUGCGAGAGGCUCCUCAGCAGCGACCCAACAUUUACCAGGUAGUCCGGGAAGUCUGUUCGAUGCGCGGAAAGCAAGUACCGAUAAAAGAUAUUUAUUUAGAGCUUUCAGCACAAAGAUCGCCUGUGGAACCGCAAGUAUCUCCCACAAUUCAAUCUCCUCCUAGCGUUGUCGCCUACCAGCCUCCUCCCCCACCACAGCCACAACCACUUCCAGAUAUCACGCCAAUGCGCCGUGGUAGGCCGACCAAAGAUGGACCCGUCGCACACUCGCCGGGUACUUCAAGAACAAGGCCAACCAUACCCGACCCAUCACCCAAAAUUCGCUCAACAUCAACUGAUCCGUUUUCCGCCCUUGAUCAAAAUACGAGUCCUUUUAGUAUGAAUGAUUCUGCAUCUAGGUUCCCAAGUGUAGAGCAAUUUAAUUUACUUCACGAUUCCGGAAACAAGUUUGAGUUUGCGGAGGGACUGUUGCCGUCAACUUCAGAUCCUGGAAAGAAAGAUCUUAGCACCCGAUUAACUGAGAAGCUGGCAGAUGAUGCAUUUGCUUCAGCAGCUCCACAACCCGCCCAGAAAGCACCAACUGGUUCAAAACAGUAUCAAAGUGCAUCCCGGCUAGUAACAGGGCAUGGAAUGUCUGGAUGGCCAGUUCUCCUUGAACCUCAACCCACUCGGCCAGUGAUGGUUUCUACGGGAACUAUGACUUCUCCGGAAUCAUCCUCUUCUAGAUCACCGUCUCCCCGAGAGUUCCCUAUGCUGCGUACCGACAGCAAAUUACAGGAACAGGCCUUUGAAUCACAGGGCUCUGCUCCUGCAGUGUCACGGUUGAAACAACAGAGACCGACAACACUUCUUGAAGUUGGUCGGUCAGCAACACACACUCCCACUGUGUCUCGAACACCAAAUUCUUCGCGGCCCUCACUCGAGUACUCUCGCUCAGCAUCAACACUCGAAGCUGGAAAUCCCAACCCGCCACCUCGUUCGGCCUCCGUAAAUUCUAAACAGCGUCCCACUAGUGUUUUCGUUGAGUCCAAUUUAGAAUUCCUUCGGGAUUUGGAUUCUGCGACAACCCAGGGGACCAGCAGUAUGCAGCCUCCGAAUGGAGGAUAUACGGUUCAGCAAAGCAUCACCGGUCAAUCUAUAAACUCACAAAGGUCCGUAAAUAUUGAGUCGAACGUGGACUACCUAAAAGCAAUAGAACUCGAAUCAGAUGUGAAGCCAGAAAAGAGGGGUGCAAGUGGCAAUUUUGUCGCGAAACAUGUUAAGCGUGCUAGCAUGCCCUCUAUAUCACUCCCUAGCUCCAAAGGUCUUUUGGCCGGCAAAUUUGGGGAUGCAUUUCGUAGGUUCGAGCGUAACAAUACCGGGUCGUCGCAAGACCAAAAUCCAGAGAGGACGUCAAGUCCUGAGCGUGGGGCAAUGCCCGUAAUUACUGAUAGUCAAGAUAUAUUAGACUUGGAUGAUUACUGGGAAGUUAGUAGCCAGGACGUACCGCCGGAAAUGAAACGAGAGCUUGAGAAGCGACGACUCUCACAGGAAGAGAGGCGGGUGGCAGCAGCGGCCGCAGAAUACAAGAGACAGCUCGCGGAGCGAGAUGCGGGCGGCAAGCCUACGACCUCGAGAAAUAGAGCAAACUCGAUUCAGAACAAGGUCAAAGCGCUUCUUAGUGAAAACCGCGUCCCACCUCCUAAAACUGCAGAGGGAUAUGGUCGGUACACUAAUGCCCCGCAACAACAACAAUUGGAUACCUUGAGUCGAUCAAAAUCAAACCCCACGGACAAUCCACAAACGGACGGACACCAUCGAGGAAGCGUUAGCUACCGAACUGGUACUUCAUCUGCUAGCGCAACUAUUACCGUUGCUUCAUCUAUCUCUUCUAGGAAGGCCGCGCCACCAACCAUUAUACCAUCAGCAUCUACAGGCUCAGGGCAGCCUUCGCCACGCCCACCUCCACCCCCGAAACCGAAUAAAUUGCGAGUUUCGGGAACUGGUGGUGGAAGUGUGGGUACAACUGCACCCCAACUUCCCCCCAGAACAGUAGCGAACGGCGGCGUUGCCGAAGAUGGUGGUAUCAAUCUAUCGGACGAGGACUGGCAGAAAAGCUUCGCGAAGCGUUAUCCUAGCCUUGCGGGAUUGGAGAUGGUCGAGACAGUUGUGGGGCCAGGGAGGAAGGAUUAA